Molecule: messenger RNA, 1765 nt
Organism: Suillus clintonianus
Lineage: Eukaryota; Fungi; Basidiomycota; Agaricomycetes; Boletales; Suillaceae
Exons: 4
Coding region: 167-1555 (462 amino acids)
Cellular component (GO): Golgi apparatus
Molecular function (GO): O-acetyltransferase activity
Source: RefSeq, a predicted model, not a curated record
AAUUCACCGCAUGUCACGGCAACAUAACAUACAUCCCUAUUUCCGCUCGUCAACUGUCCACUCAGGCGUGAUUCACCGUGGAAACUUGAUCUUGUCAAUUCCUAAUUAUUAUAAUAUAAAAUAAUGACAUCCUGUGUGUGCACCCCUCCUCUUCAACCCAGUCGUUAUGAUCCGAGUUCCUUCAUUGCUCGCCAUCCGCCACCGUUUCUUGCCCACAAAAUUCGUUUUACUUGGUGUUUUUAUCACCUUCGUGAUUGCUCUCUACACAUUCUCUUCUCCGUACUCUUUUCGCUUAUCAGAGUGGUCUCCAUUACUCUCACUGCAGCGACAGCGCAGUUCAUGCACUCCAGAACAGUGGUCGAGCGGGCGUUGGGUAUAUACCCCGACCUCUGACUUAGAAACUUUGACUCGCCCAGAACAGGCACUUGCCUUAGCUGGCUUCCAGGGUUGUGCUGCAGACCGUGAAUACCGCUGGCAUUUGGGCGUAGACUUUGAAGAACAAUGGGGCAGAUUUCCAAACGUUUCUUCAUACAAAUGGGUACCUUCGAGCCAGUGUAAUGUACAGCCUCUCAACGGCGCAGCAAUGAUCAAGGACAUGGUGGAGAAUGGCGGCUGGUUUUUAAUUGGCGACUCCAUAAGUGAAAACCACUUCUUCUCGCUGUCGUGUCUGCUGUACCCCCAUGUCCGAGCAACUCCAAAUCACACGCUAAACGCCCCCUAUGACCACGCAUGGCAGCAAAAUCUGUACCUGUUGCCUACGUCACCUAUAAUAUCCGAAAUCACCAUGCCGGAGGGCUUCUCAUUCGAACACACGCCACUCGUUUCGUUCCGACGUGUUGACCUCCUUCUUAAUGGAACAGAAUUAGACGCCUUAUAUCACAGUUCAGCAUUCCCUGGUGGACUCGCAAACUCGGACAUUGAAAAUCCCAUUUCUAUACCAACCAAAGCAGAGUCUCUAUUCGGCCGUGAGCCGUUUUGGUCGGUGUCCCCUUCAGAAUACGUCACCGCAUUCCUUGAUUCACCUCCAAAUGCCAACUACGGCACGCUGGUUGUGAGUACUGCCGGACACUGGACGACAUCCACUCUAGGUGCAUUCCACGACAAAAACGGGAUACUUGGAUUCUUCAAGUUCGCCAUACGAGCUUGGGCAAGUGAAGUUCAGGACGCCAUCACAGAAUACCGUAAAAAAGGGGGCAAACGUCCAAAACAGGUAGUUGUCAGAGCGUAUCUACCCGGCCACGAGAACUGUCAUAACAUCUUCGACCCCACGGAGGAUAUCACGCCCUGGGUCGGCGUGCCUUGGAAUUGGCCGUGGAUUCCGGACUUCAACACAGAAUUCCAGGAGCUGCUGUCAACAUCACCUGAGUUCCCGGACAUCUUUUAUCUUCCGAUUGAAAGACCGGGGAGGCUGCGCCCUGAUGCUCAUGUCACUAGAGAUUGUUUGCAUAUUAUGUCAGGUGCUGGUGUUCUCGAGGGAUGGUCGCACUACAUCUGGCAUUUUGUCACACGUGAAAGCCAUCGGAAGGAUCUGAUGACCCCGCACUCGCCGCUUUGAACCAAUCCUUUAUUUUUUUGCCAGCCUGAAAGUACUCGAAAUUACAAAUCCUUUGUAGUUGUAGAUAGUUUCAACGUCUAGUUCGUCUGUUCUAAUUUCUUGUUCCACGUCAAUAGUCUAGUGUACGUAUAGGUGUGUAUGUAGAUAGUUUCAACGUCUGUUCUAAUUUCUUGUUCCACGUCAAUAGUCUAGUAUAUGUAUAGAUGUGUA